UCCAGCUCCUAAUUGCUUAUCAUUCACUAAGGCUGAAAACUCAAAGCUAAAGAAACCAUGAGGCUGUCCCUGACCGUCCUGCUGGUCACUCUGGCCCUUUGCUGCUAUGAGGCCAGUGCAAUUGUCUGUCCCCACCUUGCUAGUGAUAAUGCAGGCUUCCUCUGGGAACCUGAUGAAGCCUACAGGAAACAAAUUGAGAUGUAUCAGGCACCUGCAGAAGCUGUUGAGGCCAAGCUGCAAGUGAAGCAAUGCGUGAAUGACUUCUCCAAAGAAAAGAGACUGCUACUUACGAAGGCUUUGACAAAAGUACUGGUAAAGUGUGGUUACGAAGAUCUUGAAAGACUUCUACCCUUAAACAUUUUAUGAUCAGCUGAUCUUUCCUGGAAAAUGUAGAGGUUUCAACAUCUUGCUCAAUAAAUUACUUGC
Molecule: messenger RNA, 426 nt
Organism: Camelus dromedarius (Arabian camel)
Lineage: Eukaryota; Metazoa; Chordata; Mammalia; Artiodactyla; Camelidae
Product: secretoglobin family 1D member 1-like
Exons: 3
Coding region: 58-366 (102 amino acids)
Biological process (GO): signal transduction
Source: RefSeq, a predicted model, not a curated record